Helianthus annuus (common sunflower) is the source of this 972-nucleotide messenger RNA. RefSeq lists its product as uncharacterized. Lineage: Eukaryota; Viridiplantae; Streptophyta; Magnoliopsida; Asterales; Asteraceae. The transcript is spliced from 3 exons. The record is from RefSeq and is a predicted model, not a curated record. Bases 198 to 809 code for a protein of 203 amino acids.
GUUCUCUUUAAGCCAGGAAACCAUGUGUUGUAAACUUGAGCCUCUUUUGUUUUUUACCCUUUAAAACACCAUUAAAAUCAACAACCCAUCCAACAUCAUAUGACUUGACCCUUCUCAACUAACUAAACACAUUCAAACAAACACAGACUGCACCAGCAACAACAACACCAACCGGUACACCUCUUGCAGGUGCAUGCAUGGCUAGACAGGUUGAAGAAGGUGGAUGGCCGUUAGGGUUGCAGCCUCUGAAUCUAAGAGCUGUGUCAUUCAGUACUAUGAUUAGUGGCUCUCCAUCAUCUUCCUCGUAUUCUUCUUCAGAUUUAGACACUGAGUCGACAGGAUCUUUCUUUCAUGAUAGGAGCAUCACUCUAGGGAACCUCAUGGGUGUUUCAAGCAUUGUAGAGCUCUCAAGAAGAUCCCUAAGAAGAGGCAAAAUAUUAACCCAAACACUAUCUUUAGAAACCAAGACAAAACCUAACCCUAAACCGAAACCUUGGUGUUUUGGUUUUUGUUUAUGUUUAUGCCAUAGAGACAACGACGACGUAGUUGAGGGCUCUAGAAACAACAUCGUACCCCUUGGUCACUUUCUAGAAGUGGAAAGAAGAGCGGCUCAAGAUCAUAGACGAGGCCAACAUAGUCCUCUUGUUUAUGGAGCCGAUGAGCUCACGCUGGCUCAGCCUUUUAGGGACUCCUCAAACACGUUGUUUGUGGAUGGUCAAAUCAUGCCGCCUACUAGGUCAAGCCCGUGGUCCGGUUUGGAUGCUAACGAGAGAAGAAAGAGUAGAGGGUUCAUAACUCCAUGUUUUUAAAGUUGUUUUAUGUUCUUAUCUCUCACUUGUGAUAUUAAUAACGUUGUAUGAGUUUAUCUUUUGUUUAUUGAGAUAUGGUGAGCAUCAAAAGUUUUGUUCUCUUGUUUGAAACCAACAUUGUUGCAUUUUUAUUUGGGAAUGAGAUUAUUCAUGUUUUACAUCA